Ostrea edulis (European flat oyster) is the source of this 1811-nucleotide messenger RNA. Its product is annotated as DDB1- and CUL4-associated factor 12-like. Gene Ontology annotation, molecular function: protein binding. Lineage: Eukaryota; Metazoa; Mollusca; Bivalvia; Ostreida; Ostreidae. The coding region runs from base 145 to 1410 and encodes 421 amino acids. Gene Ontology annotation, cellular component: Cul4-RING E3 ubiquitin ligase complex. The record is from RefSeq and is a predicted model, not a curated record. The transcript is spliced from 9 exons.
UACUUUUUUAAAUAUACUGAAAAUUUCCAAAUACGAAACAUUUUUGUAAUACGAAACUGCUGCCUAAACAUUUUAAUUGUGAUCCAACGGAUGUGAGAGGACUGUCAUGAUCAUGUAAACAAGGAGAAGCAAUUUAUUUUUAAUAUGUAUAGCAAACACAGAGACUGUUCAUUCCGGUCACCAUGUACAGCAUCAAUAAGAGAUGUGAAGUCGCUGGAAGUAGAAGUAUUUCGUCACAUCCAGAAUCGGCAGUAUGGUGGGAAUCAUCUGUAUGUAAACCAUAAGAAGUUGCUGUCACCUUUUGUGUCCCAGCGUAUACCACCAUUACUGAUGGAAAGGGAAUAUGAUAUGGGAAAAAUCAAUAAAAUCUUCACUUCUCAUUGGCUAGAUGACAGACAGGUUGCCUUGGGAACCAAAUGCAAUAAGCUUAUCAUCAUGGACACAAAGACUGGUAAACAAUUUCAUAUACCCUCCCUGAAGAGUAGUAAGAAUAGUAUUCCAGCUGAAUGUCCAUGUGGGAUCCACAGUAUAGCCUUAAACCCCUCCCAUACUCUGUGUGCCACGGGGGCAGAGAACACCAAUGACCUCGCUGUGUACCAGUUACCAACUUUUGAUCCGGUUAUGGUGGGAGAGAGCGGGCAUAAUGAUUGGAUAUUUGACAUCACAUGGAUAGAUGACGAAUAUUUAGUAACAGGUUCUAGAGACAGCAAGCUUGCCUUAUGGAGGGUAGAUAUGGCAGACAAUGACUGUGAUGAGACUGUAGCUGUGCCGUCCACCAGUAACAGUAUACAGGUGCCAGAUUACGCCAUUACUACACCAGUCGUAUCCAGGCUAUGUGAGAAGGCUCAGAAAGUUAGAGCCCUUGCAUAUCAUGAUGACAGGAAGGAACUGGCUGUUUUAUCUCUGAAUGCCUACUUUCAUUUGUGGGAUGUUGAAACUUUUAACGCUAGAACUCACAGAGGUCUGAUACACGCACGUGAGAAUGUAUGUAUGGCAGUGUCUAAGAAGUACUGCAGUUACGCUGUAGGAUCACAGUCUCACAUCGACUUACUGGACCCACGCUGUCCAAACGCACAGACAUCAAUCAUGUCAAAGCAUCGAGGCAGUGGAGUGCGUUCCCUUAGUUUUACUGAUGACAUCCUGACUAUUGGUACUGGGGUAGGUGCUAUCCUCUUCUUUGACAUUAGGGCAGGGCGCUACCUGGAGAGUGAUUGUGGACAUGCAUGUUCUCUGAUUGUAGGCAGUGGAUGGCUGAGACAUGAUGAUACAUACCGUGACUUUUUCUGGGAGUCAGAAUACCCAAGUGCCAUUUACACUCAUCGCUACGACAGUUCAGGGACUCGACUGUUUGCUGCUGGAGGGCCUCUCCCGGCUGGUCUGUGGGGAAAUUAUGCUGGCCUCUGGCAAUAAAGUACAAAUACUCCGAAGUCCCUAAUAAUAAAUGCAUUAUUUUGUUUAUAAAUUAUUUGUGCAUUAGAUUUGGUAUAUAAUCUGUUAGAAUAUUCCCAUGAUAAUUUUGAAGAAUGAAAGAAAAUCAUUUCUGCCCCUGUUAACAGGAUUUAGAGGGAAUCUCGAAUUAUUCUAAGAUUUUGUCUGAUCUCAUUGGAUAAAUCUGAAUUUCUUUCGUUAACUUUAUGUUGUAAUGAUAUUUGGGGAUCUGUUAGUGUGCUUGUUUGUUGAAUGUAUGCUGCUGUACCCAGAAAUAACUUGUUAGUGAAUAUUUCCAUCAAUUUUGUUAAUGAAUGUAUGUUUUAUUCUGUACCAUGUUCUGGUGACUGUGAUUAAAUUCAAUAAUUUACCAUUUUAACAAA